This is a messenger RNA of Arctia plantaginis, 342 nucleotides long. The record is from the annotation of a GenBank genome assembly. NCBI's taxonomy places the organism in Eukaryota, Metazoa, Arthropoda, Insecta, Lepidoptera, Erebidae.
AUGUCAUCAAAUCAACGCAGAGAGUUUUUGCUGCGGGAUGACAACAUUUUUGAAGUGUUGAUUGCUGACAACAGCGACAACGACGAUGGCCUGCUCCUUGAUAAAGAGGAUCAAACGUUUAUAGCGCAAGAUAUUGAUGCGGGUAAAUCCACUUUUGAAAUAGAACCCAGUUCCACGCCUCUAGAAGAGUUCUUGGUUGAAAAUCAAGAUCCUGGCAUUACUGAUCCUACAUUCGACUGGCGAAAAAAUUCAUACUCGCCUCGUAAUUUUGAUGAAAUCCCGGAGUACAACUUUUUUGAAGUGACUAUUUUACUUUCUUUUUUUCACCCAUACCAAAGUUAA